Parnassius apollo (apollo) is the source of this 846-nucleotide messenger RNA. The record is from the annotation of a GenBank genome assembly. Lineage: Eukaryota; Metazoa; Arthropoda; Insecta; Lepidoptera; Papilionidae.
AUGCACAUGCACAGCAUCUUUGGUCAUUUUAUUAACUUACAUAAAAUGGCACGGAAUAAAUCUCCGACCGCUACAUCCGAAAAAGAUAAAAAGAAGCCAAAAGACAAAAAGAAGAAAGAAGAAUCGGGUUCCAGCAGUAGUGAUAGCAGCGGCAGUUCAUCUGACAGCAGUUCAUCUCGUUCUUCGUCACGGUCAUCAUCAAGCAGCUCAGGCAGUUCAUCACGCUCUUCCUCUUCCUCCAGCUCAUCCAGCAGUAGCAGCAGCAACAAUGAUCGGGCUAAACCAAAGAAAAAGACAUCACCUCAUAAAAGCCCUGUAAAGGAUCGUCGUGAGCCAGAAAGGGAAAAAGCAAGAGACAGAUCACCAAAUGCUGAUAAGAAAAAAUUGACAUUGCCACUCACAAAUGAUAAAUUAAAGGGCAAGGAAAAACAGGAACGAUCACCAGGUCGCAAAAAACGAGAAAGAUCGCCUCCGCCAAGACCCACUCGUAUACAUAUUGGUCGUUUAACAUUGAAUGUGACAAAGGAACAUAUUAAUGAAAUAUUCUCAACGUAUGGCACAAUAAAACUAGUAGAAUUUCCAAUGGACAGGCUGCACCCCCACAAUGGACGUGGUUAUGCCUAUGUGGAGUUCAGCAAUGCUGAUGAAGCAGAAAAUGCUAUGAAGCACAUGGAUGGAGGUCAGAUCGACGGGCAAGAAAUCACUGCGGCGCCGGUGCUGGUGCCGUCGCGGCCGCGCCGGCCAUCGCCGCGCCCGCCGCCGCGCCACGUGCCGCCGAGACGACACUCGCCGCCACGGUACGUUUCUUACUCUUACACCAAAUACUUAUGUGUAUACAUACUAUAA